Culicoides brevitarsis is the source of this 1720-nucleotide messenger RNA. Its product is annotated as zinc carboxypeptidase-like. Gene Ontology annotation, molecular function: zinc ion binding; metallocarboxypeptidase activity. Lineage: Eukaryota; Metazoa; Arthropoda; Insecta; Diptera; Ceratopogonidae. The record is from RefSeq and is a predicted model, not a curated record. The transcript is spliced from 3 exons. Bases 107 to 1381 code for a protein of 424 amino acids. Gene Ontology annotation, biological process: proteolysis.
ACCGGCUUUAUUUUUUUUCUCUCAAUUUUUUAUGCGAAUUCACUUUUGUUGAAUAAUUUAAUUUAUAUCGCACACAGUUUAUCGCUUAUCUCCGUAUUUCUCGUACAUGAAUAAUUUUUUCAGACGAUUUCUCACGCCACUCGCUGCAACAUCCCGCAAAAUGUCUUCCAUCGGUAAAGCCAGAUACGACAACUACGCCCUUUAUCGCGUGCACAUCAAAACCGAAGCCCAAGUCAAGACGCUGCAAGAGCUCGAAGAGAAAAGCGACAGUUAUGUGUUCAUCGGGCACGCUCUUCGGCCCGACCAAAAGCUCGUAAUCAUGGUUUCAGCGCACAAAUUGGCCGAAAUUGAGGAAAUUAUCGCUCGUUAUGGCUUCGGCAAGGAAAUUUUGCAUCCGAAUAUUCAGGAAUUGAUUGACCAGGAAGCUGUUCGUGUCAAACCGGUUGAUACCAAGCCCGAAAACGUCGAUUGGAACAAUUAUUGGCAACUUGAUACGAUUAACAAGUGGCUGGAUUGGCUUGCGGCGAAACAUUCGUUCAUCACGACAGUCGAUUUGGGCGAAAGUUACGAGGGACAGACCGUAAAAGGUGUUAAAUUCGCGAAAAAUGACACCAAUCCAACGAUUUUUAUCGAAGCUGGCAUUCAUGCGAGAGAAUGGAUUAGUCCCGCGACAACUACUUUCAUCAUUAAUCAACUUGUCGAGUCGUCACGUCCCGAAGUGCAGGAAUUGGCAAACAACUUCAAUUGGUUCUUCUUUCCUGUUGUCAAUCCCGACGGAUAUCGUUAUACCUUCGAAAAAGAUCGACUUUGGCGCAAAAAUCGCAAACCCUACGGACUUUACUUGGGCGUCGAUCUCAAUCGAAACUUUGAUGCCAACUGGAACGGCACCGGUUCGAGCUCCGAUCCUUCGAGAUACGAUUUUUGCGGUGCGGGACCCUUUAGUGAGCCCGAAACUGCCAAUAUUGACAACUUUUUCAAGGCGCACGGCAAAAAAGAACGCAUAAAUACCUACAUUGCCCUGCACUCGUUCUCGCAAUUGAUGAUGUUUCCGUACGGGCACAAAACGGAAAAGCCGCCAAAUUACGACGACCUCAAGGCAAUUGGCGAAAAAGCGGUGGCAGCAAUCAAGGAAAAGCAUGGAAAGACGUACAUUUGUGGCAGCAGCAUCGAAACAAUUUAUCCCAGCUCCGGCGGCAGCAACGAUUGGGUUUAUGAGAAAGGUUUCGCGGACAUUUCGUACAUAAUUGAGUUGCGGGGACCAGCUGACAGCACGAAUAUGUUCAUUUUGCCGGCUGAUGAGAUCACGCCCGUGGGCGAGGAGAUUCUUGAAGCGUUUAUUGCGCUACUUAAAGAGGGAAAGGCUCGUGGUUACUAUAACUGAGUGUCGGUUAUGACCGAGUUUUAUCAUUUUUUUGUGGUUUUGAGGAAAUUUUAUCAAUAAAUUUACGAAAAAAGGCAUUUGAUCAACAAAAAACCGCAAAAUACUUGAAAUUAGCUUAAAAAUUGAUAAAAAAUCGUUUUUUUGUCAACAAAAAUUUAUAAAAAUAGAUCAAAUUUGAUGAUUUUUUAAAAAAUUUGAUUAAAAAAUUCCCAAAAUAUGUGAAAUUAGCUCAAAAAUUGAUAAAAAAUCAUCUUUUUGUCAACAAAAAUUUAUAAAAAUGAAUCAAAUUUGAUAAAUUUCUAAAUAAUUUUAUUUAAAAAAAAUACGAAAUACGUGAAA